Molecule: messenger RNA, 2536 nt
Organism: Gadus morhua (Atlantic cod)
Lineage: Eukaryota; Metazoa; Chordata; Actinopteri; Gadiformes; Gadidae
Product: E3 ubiquitin-protein ligase TRIM39-like
Exons: 2
Coding region: 493-2115 (540 amino acids)
Molecular function (GO): protein binding; zinc ion binding
Source: RefSeq, a predicted model, not a curated record
CCAAAAGCAAAAGGAGAUCCCCACUGACCAGACUGUAUCGCUGUCUACUGCUCUCAGCUCUGCUGCUCGUGUGUGCACUGUGCGCGUGCAUAUCGGGGAGAGCAGCGUUCCUGUAGCAGCGUAGCGCCAAUAAACAGCUCCUUGUCAUGGUUUCCGUCGAAAAUCGGAUCGGGGUUGGAUCUAAAGUAUUCGGGGAAGCCGAUCAUAUAUCUACACCGAUGAUCAGUUACAAUUGCAAAUAACCACUAAAUCACCACAAUGUCUCUCGUUCUGCACCGGCUCUCUUUUAACUCCAGAAAGAAGAGAACACACGCAUCAACGCAUUUGAAGAGGCCGACACGGUGAAUGAAUGCAGUGCGCUCACGUACCGUGGGGGCGGAGCCAGGUGUAAGAGUAGGAGGGGAGAUUACGUCAUGUUGAGGAAACGAAACCUAAAGCACCCCGACCGUGUAAGCGGUUCUCUCUUCUGACAGACAGAAACCACAACAAGGAAUGGCCUGUGCCAACGAUUCCUGGUCCGAAGAGAACUUUUCAUGUUCCAUCUGUCUGGAUGUGUUCAGCAGUCCAGUUUCCACACCAUGUGGACACAACUUCUGCAGAACCUGUAUUACAAAGUACUGGGAUGAACAAGUUAAGUACAAAUGUCCCGUUUGCAACAAGCUUUUCGACACAAGACCUGAUCUACAGGUCAAUACCCUCUUAUCAGAGACGGUUGAUCGGUUUGGAACGUCCGUAAGAGUAAAAGAGCAGCCUUGUGUUGAACCAGCUGAAGUUCCCUGUGACAUCUGUACUGGGACCCAGCUGAAGGCCGUGAAGUCCUGCCUAGAGUGUUUUAUGUCGUUCUGCCAAACCCACCUUGAGCCACAUCAGAGAGUCACAGUUUUGAAGAAACAUCGACUGGUUGUGCCUAUGGACCGUCUGGAAGACAGGAUGUGUAAAAAACACGACCGACUUCUGGAGCUCUUCUGCCAGAAUGAACAGGUGUGUGUGUGUCAGUUCUGCACAGUGACAGACAACAAGUCCCAUCCCUUUGUACCUAUAAAGGAGGAAUAUGAAGUGAAGACGGCCCAGCUGGGGAAGAUAGAGGCUGAAGUUCAGCAGAUGAUCCAGGAGAGACAAAAUAAUAUUCAGGAGAUUAAAGACAAAAUAAAAUGCAGCAAAGCAGAUGCAGACAGAGAGAUAGCCGAUGGUGUGCAGGUCAUCACUGCUCUGAUGCGCUGCAUUGAAAAGUGCCAGGAUGAUCUCAACCAAAUGGUGAAAGAGAGACUGAAAUCCAAAGAGAAACAAGCUGAAGGCCUCAUCAAAGAGCUGGAGCAGGAAAUAGAAGAUCUGACCAAUAGAAGCUCAGAGGUGAAGCAACUCUCACACACUAAAGACCACCUCCACUUCCUCCAGGCCUUCAGAUCCCUGAAGACUCCUCCACCCACCAGGGACUGGACGACGGUGGAGGUCCGUCCUCCGUCAUACGUAGGGACCUUGAGGAGAUCCCUGGAUCAGCUGGAGGAGACACUGAGCAUGGAGAUGAAGAAGCUGCGUGAUGCUGAACUGAAGAGGGUCCAGCAGUAUGAAGUAGAUGUGACUCUGGAUCCUGAUACUGCUCAUCCCAGGCUCAUCCUGUCUGAGGAUGGGAAACAAGUACAUGAUGGAGAUGAAGAGAAGGAACUCCCAGACAACCCUAAGAGAUUUACAGAUUAUAUAUUUGUUCUUACGAGGCAGAGCUUCUCCUCAGGGAGAUUUUACUUUGAGGUCCAGGUUAAAGACAGGACUAGAUGGGGUUUAGGAGUGGCCAGAGAGUCCAUCGAAAGAAACGGUGAGAUCAUAGAGACCCCUGAGACGGGUUACUGGACCCUUAACUACGAUGAGGAUGGGUUGUUAUUUAAUGCUGACCCUGAUGUCUGUCUCCCUGUGAGAGCUGAGCUCCAGAAGGUGGGGGUGUUUGUCGAUUAUGAUGAGGGUCUGGUCUCCUUCUAUGAUGUAGAUGCCAGGGUUCAUCUCUACUCUGCUACUGGCUGCACCUUGACUGAGCCUCUCUAUCCAAUCCUCUCUCCGUGUUUAAAUGCGGUAGGUAGAAACUCUGCCCCCCUGAUUAUCUCACCUGUCAGUCAAAAAGACUAGGACCUUUGUUUGAUAAUAAAGUAAACAAACCGAAACAACAAAUGUUGUUUUUUUCUGAAUUAGAAUCUCUAUUACGUGAGUUCGGAGAGAAUCGCAUUCAUAUCUGCUGUCAUUUGACAGGGAAAAUUUCAUUGAGCAACUUACAUAAAACAAACAUAAUGUCGCUGAUUUAUAAAUGAUUAAAACACUCUGGUUCAAAUAUUUUUUUCUCCAGGAUGUUUUUGGCAUGUUAAUGUAAAAUGGUUAAAGGUUGCAGUCAUGUAAACUGUUGAAAGUGUGAAAUGAUAAUUUUGAUCAAAUAAUCGAUUUAUUUUUAACGAAACUCAGGAAGUACAUUUUUGUAGUUAACCGAAUGAUGUACGACAACACAAUCAAAUGUUUGUAAACUUUUCGGAUUUGAAUAAAAUGUACAAAAGUAGAA